UGUUGUGUUAUGUAUAUGUGUGAUGUAUAGUAUGACGUGUAAGUCUUGUAAAGUGAAUUUUAAUAUUUUUUCAUAACAAGGUAUUAUUAAUAAUUAGUUUUAUUCGAUUUAUUGAUCGUAAUAUUGCCUCUGGUAAUUAUUUAAAUCGUAAUUAUUGUUAAAUACAUUGAGGAUUCAAGUGUCGACGUGUAAAAUGGCGUGGUUCGGUGAUGGACUUUCUAGCUUAUCUAAUUUAAAAGGACAGAUUACUAGUUUUACAAAGGAAGUCCUUUCUGACAGCAUCGUCAAUGAUACUGAUGGAGAGUCAAAGCAGCUGGAAGAAGCUAAUGUUAAGUGCGUUCAAUUACAAGAGUUAUUAAAUUCAAGGGAUGCUGAGAUCUCAGUUCUUCGAAGACAAAAUUGCGAAUUGCAAAAAGCUGUAGUUGAAUCAAAUGUACGAGCUCUUGAAACGCAAGAUGUCAGCGCAGAUGAAGGCGGAGGAUUUUUUUGGGAUCCACCAGCGAGCAAUCGUGAGGUCAAAAGCAAUCAAAAUCAAGUACGUGAACUACAGGAUAAAAUUGAUGAAGCCACCGUGAGAAUUCGUGAAUUAGAAGAAGAAGUUGAAAAAUACAGAAAUAAAUCGAUUGAUAAACUCGAUGAUGUUGCGGAUGGUCAUCAAAAAGCUGAAAUUUUACGGGCUAAACAGGAUAUUGUUAAUCGUAUUAUACAAAUUGGUGAAAAGGGUCGAGAAGCGGAAAGGAACAUGAAGAAACAGCAUUUAGAUGAAUCAACGUUCGUUAAUGAUUUUCGAGCAGCAAUAUCGAAACUUGAUUCUCACGAGCAAAUCCAUUUAAUACGUUGUGCACUCCAUGCAUUGGAGCUUGACAAUGGAAACGAAUUAAAAGACAAUGAUGAUGAAAAAAAAAAUACACUCAAGAAACGUUAUUAUUCUCAACGUUAUCACGACGAGUCUACUAACGGAGUUCACAAUCGCGAGGUUGAUUUACUUGAUAAAAUAAAUAAAUUACAAGAGGAAAACAAAAAUUUGACUGCCAGUAUUGAAGAGUUGGAUCAGCAGCAUUCGCAAUCAAUCGAAAAAGUACUGAGUAUCAAAGAAGAACUUGAAAAAAAACACAAAAGUCUUCAGGCAGCUUACGAAUCACUUUACGUUGAUUACAAUUCAUGUCAAGAUAAAUUAAAUAAAUUAGAAUCGGAAUUUCCAAAUAAUAAUUCAACAAUAAAUGAUUUUACGUCAAAUAAAUUUUCAUCAGAGGAUAAAAAUAUUCAAACAAAAUUAAUCAGUGAUGAGGAAAAAAAUAUUAAUAAUGAAUCAACUCAAACUGAUGAUAAUAAUCAUAUUAAUUUUGAUAUAUUAAUAAAACGUGUCAAUGAUAUUAUAAAAGAUUAUAAUAUAAAACAAGAUGAUGAGGAUGAAACGAUAUUCGAGACAGUGGCUAAGCAUUAUGUGGAAGCGUCAUGGAAAAAAGAUACUCUUGAACGUCAGAUGACAGAGCUAACACAUGAACUUGAGCAGACAAAUCAAAUAAGAGAUAAUUUACAAAUGGAAUGUGAUGAAUUGCAGCAUCAUGUUGAGUCAUUAGAAAUGGAAAUUCAACACGUAAAAUCAAAUUUACCAUCUAUACCUGAAGAAAGCGAAGAAAAAGUCGGUAUGCUUGAAGCUGAAAAUGAAUCCAUGUCACAAGAAAUAAAACGUUUGGAAGCUGAGUGCGAUUUACUUAAUCACAAAAACUCCGAAUUAAUCACGGCAAUGAGUAAUGUCGAGGGUUCCCUGAGAAAUCAAGAAAAUUUAGAGGCUGAAGUCCGUAAUACUAAACAGCAACUGGUGAUAGCGCAGCAGCAGCUGGCGGGUGCAUCUAAAAAUGUCGAGAACAAUGAAAAUAUGAUGGAAGAUCUUAGUCGCCGACUGCACGCUGCCCUGGACGAAAAUAAUGAGCUGAGAAAUAAAAAUGACGCGAUGGAGACCAGGGAGAGACAAAUGCAAGAGCAGCUGAUUAUGUACGAGGGCAAGUGCAAGAGUUUGGAUGAAAAUAUUGAACUUAUUGAAGAGCUUAAGCUGGACAUUAAUAAUGUUAGGAAAGAGUUGAAGCACUCGCUGGAUAAUAACAAGCGAUUGGAGAGUGAAUUGACGAUUGUACAUGAGGCUAAAGGAGAAAUAGAGCGGGAUAUUUUGGCGCUGUCUCAAGAAAAGGAACAAUUGGAGAUGGAGAUGGUGGCGCUGAAAAAUAAUGGGAGGAUUGAUGAGGACAGUAAUUUAAUUAGAGAAUUACGCGAGCAACUGGAUCAAGCCAAUCAUGAGAAAAAUGAUUUGGAGUAUGAUUUAAUGAAUAUGAGAAAAGAAUUGGAUGCUGCGUUGAGUCAAGCUGCUGCUUCUGAAAACGAAUGCCAUAAAUUGGAUGAUGAGAUUAAAAAAUUGUGCGAAGAUAAUAAGAAUGCUUAUAACCAAUUGACUAUUGCCACUGAAGAUUCUAAGGAGAGAUUGGAGCUUUUGUCGCGAGAGUUAAAUUCAUUGCAGCAGGAACACAUAUUUUUGCAAGAGGAAGCAAGAGCUGAUAAAGCUGAGCUGGAUGAAUUGAAAAUAAAAUUUGAAAAAUGCGAGCUACAGUCGCGGGAAUUUGAAAUUAAACUACAGGAAUCUAGAGCUGAGUGUCAAGAAUUCAAAAAUUUGUGUGAAAAUUUACAAUCAAGGGGAAAAAUAGCUGAUGAAUUGGAGAAAGAAAUUUCUAGGCUUGAAGCUGUUGAAGAAAAAUUGAAGGAAAGUGACGAAAAAUACACAGAGAUGGAAGAAAAAUAUAUGAAACUUAAAAAUGUUAAUGAAGAAUUGAUUGUUUAUGAAGAAAAAUAUCUUGAGCUUGAAGAAAAAUUAAAGAGAAUCGAGGAAAAUAAAUCAAAGGAGGAUGUAGACAAGUGUCAUCAGCUUGAGGAAGAUUUGAUGGUACUUUUGAACGAGAAACAAAAAUUAAUAGAGGAUAAAAAAGUUAUUUCAGAUAUUUGUGCGAGUAAAACUGCUGAGUUGGAAUCAUUGAUAGUAGAGAGAAAUGAAUUGAUGGAACAGUUGGCUACACGUUCACAAGAACUACAAUCCUCGAUUGAUAAAUCGCGGGAAGCUGCGGACAUGGCACGUGAAACGAUUGAAAAUCUGUCUGAAAUAGUCAACGAUAAGGACAAAGAAAUAGCGUCGAUUAAGUCAUCGCAGGCCUCUGAUGUUGAGAAGAAAGUUUAUGAGAAUGAAAAUAUUUUGACUUCGUUGAAAGCUGAGCGCGACGAACUUAUUAAACUCGUACAAGUUAAACACAAUGAAAGUUUACAGUACCACGCUGAAAUAAAACGCAUGACUCAAUUGUUUAAUGAACAGGCUACUGCAUUACAAACAUCCGUUGCGGAACGUGAGUCUUAUGAGAAGUUGGUAAAAGAUAAGGAAGCUGAAGUACUGUGGGCACAAAAUGAACUUAAAGUAGUACGUCAACGAUUGAAAAAUCUUGAAGAGUCAACGAAUUACGGUGAAAUUUGUAAUGUUGUUGAGCAUUCAUCUAAAUUAGCUCAACUAUCGAUGCUAAUUGAAAAAUCUAAUGCCCUUGAAGCGGCUCUUGUACAAGAGCAGGCCAGCAAUCGAAUGUUACAAAAUCAAUUAACUGAAAGCCAACAGCGGGAAAACUCGGCAGCACGUGAAUUGGAGAGACUGAGAUCGCAUUUAAUGGAAAUUGAAGAAAAUCACACUGAGGAAAUGCUGAUACUUGAACAGAGUAAAAAAGAAAUGGAAAAUAAGUUAUUGCAAGCUGAAGAACAAUUGAAAAAUAGCUCGAAUGUUUAUACUUCAGCUAAUAUUAGGGCUAAUCAACAGGUUGAAACUCUUCAACAGCAAGUGGCGCUUGUUGCUCAGCAAAGAGAUGAAAUACAAAAUAAAUUGUCGGCUGCUGAGGAUAAAGUUCAAUCUCAAACGGCGGCGCUUACUAAUUUACAAAUUGUCCUUGAACAAUUCCAAAGAGAUAAAGAAAGUGACAUAAGAAAUGCGACAGACAGAAUUCGUCAUCAAUUGAAUGAUUCAUUUAAAAAACAAGAUGAAUUAAAUGAAGAGAUUAAAUUAUUAAAGAAUCAAUUGACAGAAGCGAGAGAAUGUUUACAAGCCGCUUCUCGAUUGAGCGAACAGUUGGAUAAAAAAACUGAAAGAAUACAAGAACUAAAUGAUGAAGUUUCUAAAUUAAAUGAACUUGUUAAUACUGCGGAACAAAGAAUUAAAGAAGCUAAAGAAAGUGGCGCAGGAAAAGUUGAUAAAAAUCUUGUUAAAAAUUUGCUUCUUGGAUUCAUAUCAGCAUCAGCGCCUGACAAACCAUCGGUGUUAAGAGUAAUGGCAACGGUUUUAGAUUUCAAUGAAACUGAGCGUGAUAAAUCUGGUCUCAAUAAUUCAAGUGCACAUGGUGGCUGGUUCUCGGGACUAUUGCACAGCGGAAACCCUACAAAAGAUCAAGAGGCAUCUCUAUCUGCUGCAUUUGUUAGAUUUCUGGAAAGCGAAUCCAAGCCAAUGUCUUCUGUCCCAGCUCUGCCAAUUUCCAACACGCCUAUAACUCGACCAGGACACAGUAGACAGCACUCAACAUCAUCAACUCAUUCCGGUGGUCUCUUGCUGUCCAAUAUGACACUUCCAUCUUUUCCAGAUUUCGUAGCACCCAGAAAUACUGGGUCGAUAUUAAAAGAAGUUUUGAAAGACAGUUGAUAUUAAUUAUCAUUUAUCAUUUAUUAUUAUUAAUUAAUUAAUUGUAAAUAAUUAUUGAUUAUCAUUUCAAGUCUCGGAAAUUUUAGUACUGCUCUAGAAUUCAAUUUAAAAAAUUAAAAAAAAAUUAUAGCCUUGAAUUAUCUUCCAUAAAAUUAUGACACUGAAGUUAGCAGACGUCUGAUAAUUUUUUGAUUUUUUUUAAAACGAUUAAUAAAAAAAAAAAUAUUUUAAAAAAUUGCACCUAUAGUUUUUUCAAUUUUCUACAUGUGCAUAUUUUUAGUUUAUUUUUUUUUGUAAUUGAUUUGGUGAAUAAAAAAUCUAAAAAUUUUUUAUUGUCUAUUAACUUCAGGAUCAUAAAUUAUUGCUGCUUU
Molecule: messenger RNA, 5079 nt
Organism: Microplitis mediator
Lineage: Eukaryota; Metazoa; Arthropoda; Insecta; Hymenoptera; Braconidae
Product: thyroid receptor-interacting protein 11-like
Exons: 12
Coding region: 194-4708 (1504 amino acids)
Biological process (GO): endoplasmic reticulum to Golgi vesicle-mediated transport; Golgi organization
Cellular component (GO): Golgi apparatus
Molecular function (GO): small GTPase binding
Source: RefSeq, a predicted model, not a curated record